Molecule: messenger RNA, 512 nt
Organism: Aspergillus eucalypticola CBS 122712
Lineage: Eukaryota; Fungi; Ascomycota; Eurotiomycetes; Eurotiales; Aspergillaceae
Exons: 1
Coding region: 66-431 (121 amino acids)
Source: RefSeq, a predicted model, not a curated record
CAGGAUCAUCGGAGAGUUUUGAUGGAGGCUCGGUUGGAGAGGACAAACCCCCCCCCCCCCCCCCGAUGACAGAAAUGGAAAGCUGGGUACUGGGUACCGGGUAUACAGGUUCCAAUCGGAAGCUUACACAAGAAAGGGAAAGGAAAGAAGGAAGAAGAAUAGUGGAAAGAACAGACAGAGAGAGGGUUUUCGGGAGUUAUUCUGGAUCCGAUCUCCCCGGUUUGAUCCUCUUUUUUUUCUUCUUCUGUGUUGUUCUUUUCUGUGCUAGUUUCGGAUUAAGCGCUUACUCUGCCGAGCUCGAAUCAUCUUUGAAAGGUAGGUGGGUAGUAGUAGCUGGGGUUGACUUCUUUUUGUCUAGUUCGAGUAAAGUAUGGAUGGGCCUUGUAGAAAGAAGGAGCCGGUGGGCGGCGGGCCGGCUGGGGAAAAAAUAAAUGGAAGAUUUGCUAAUCGGAUGGAAAGUGUGGUACGCAGAUGGUUCUGGAAAGAGUAAAAAUCUACAAAAUACAUUCCAU